Messenger RNA from Cyprinodon tularosa, 1530 nucleotides. RefSeq names its product NudC domain containing 2 (gene nudcd2). The transcript is spliced from 4 exons. The coding region runs from base 125 to 598 and encodes 157 amino acids. Gene Ontology annotation, cellular component: cytoplasm. Gene Ontology annotation, biological process: protein folding. The record is from RefSeq and is a predicted model, not a curated record. NCBI's taxonomy places the organism in Eukaryota, Metazoa, Chordata, Actinopteri, Cyprinodontiformes, Cyprinodontidae.
CCGGAAACAGAAACCGAAGAAGAUGUGAAAGUUUGUUGUCAUUCCGGAUAAAUCGAGCCGCUGGGUGAGCAUCUUAAACCUGCUAGUAACUGUUAACCAGUUUAAGGAGGGUGGAGGCAGCAGCAUGUCGGUUCACUUUGAGGAGAGGAGCGGGGUUGUCCCCUGUAAGACACCGUGGGGGUCCUGGUACCAGACCAUGGAGGAGGUCUUCAUCGAGGUCCAUGUGCCUCCUGGGACUUCAGCUAAAGAGGUGAAGUGUCGCUUAGGAAGCAGGGAUAUCGAGCUGCAGGUCAGAGGGAAGGAGGUAUUUAAGGGACGGCUGUACGACACGACCGUGUCUGAUGAGGCUACGUGGACGUUGGAGGACAAAUGUCUUAUUCGGAUCGUCCUGAUGAAGACCAACAGAGAGGCGGGGAACUGCUGGUCCUCGCUGCUGGAGGGCGAGUACUGUGCGAACGCCUGGGUCCAGGACCAGAUGCAGAGAAAGCUGACACUGGAGAGGUUCCAGAGAGAGAAUCCUGGAUUCGACUUCAGUGGCGCAGAGAUUUCUGGAAACUUUGCUGGUGGGGGUCCAGACUUUUCCAGUUUACAAAAGUGACCGUCUCCUCCCUCAACUCACAGCAGUGGAUAGAGAAGUUUCCUUGAGGAAAACGAUGGAGUCUUUUCAAGACGGACAUAUUUACCACACUGCCUAGAUGUUGUUGACCGUAGAGACUCUUCCACAGGAACUUGUUUUUCUGGACAACGCUGCUCUUUAUACAAGACUAAAGGGACUAUUUGUUGAAGCACUGUCGCUUGUAAUGAUGAGAACACACACAGGUCUAGCUUUUCAAUAAAUCUUUAUUGAAAGGUGCACAAACAUAAGUUCAGAUGGUGUGUUUCUGUAACCGUUUUGAACUCUAAAACAGGUUUUAUUUCUCACUAAUAAAAUGUACUACACUUAGAAACUGGUGCAGAAAAUGCAAAACAAAUUCCAACCUACAUUUCCACUGCAGUGGUCACUUUAUUCAACUAAAACCAAUCGAGUAAUAAUGUGCAGGCUGGAUUCGUCCACUGAACUCUGAAUAAAUGAAAACAGCUCGGUUUGUUGCUGCUGGUGACACUUCAGCUCACACAACACGGCUGGAUGCAGGCGGCUGGAUCGCCGCCAGAUUCACUUUGCUGGUAAAACCAGACUUCCCUCGUCAUUUAUAAGAAACUAAAAAUAAAAGUCAUCACCUUGGGUAGGAGUGUGCAUUCAGGACAGCUUAGCAACCUAGGGUGGGAGUUAAGGAUUCUGGGCCCGAUUUCUUGGUUCCAUUUUUGCUAAUCACAAAAUCCUUCUCCCUCCUCUUCCACAUGGUGGACUGAGGACCUAGGUGGUUCAAUACUUUAUUAGCUUAAAACCAGCAACCCAUACAAAGACGUGUAUGGAUUCAAACAAGUACAUACUGUACACCUGUGCAGGCAACUCAACCAGGAACAUUUAACUUAACAGGAUGGGGGAGAUUUGGCUGUUUUGACAGAGCAGUAUUCCUUGUUAUUGGUAAA